UCUUCAUCGAGGAAAAAAGGAAGACGCAAACAAAUCAAAGUCACCCAAAGCCGACCCGAAACCACGGGCGCACAGCCCCGAUUGAAUGCUUCCGUGCGACUGCUAUUUACCGAAGCUGUCGUGUCCAUAAUUGCAUCACGAAACACCCAACCACCGAUGUCACAAACAAGGACUGGAAACAGUACAUUGUCUCUGGCCCAGACGACGCCGCAGUAAACCGCCCGGCAACCAACAAACGCCUACCGCCGCCCCUCUCAGCGAAAAACACCCCUCCCCCGGCAGCCAGCGACAAGGCGGCUCUUGCGGGAUAUGCAGCGCCAGCCCAUGCCACCCGCGGCCGACACGAAGACGACAACCCGACGACAAUAGCAAGCCAAAAAAUGGCGACGCCGACGCCGGAUCCGAAAACCUACUAUGGCUACCUCUUCGAUGCGACCAAGGGACCCACACCGGUGCUUGAUGCCUUAUUGAGGGCUAUCGCGCAGCACAUUAUGGAAGAGAUCGGCGACAAGACAACAAAUGCACUGAUCCCAGACAAAUUGGCCGCCUUUUUCAAAACAGUUGGGGGUAACCUGGAUGCUUUCCUCACCAAAUCCUCCCGAUCUGUUUCUUAUGUAUGGCAAGUGCUCGGCUGCCAACAUACCCUUCAACCGACCGAAGAUGACUACACCGCCCCAUCAGUGCCAGCCCUUACCCCCAAGGGCUUCGUGCGCUGGAUGAGCAUAAACAUAUUACUUGACCCCCAGGAGUACUACACCUACAUCCAGUACUGUUUGCAAAAUUGGGACCUCAAACACCCCAAGACGGGCGAGCCUUUUCCGACAGAGCUGCCCCGGGAAGCCCUCCCCAUAGACACGGACAAGGAUGUCGGCGACUGGCACGAGAAGUGCGCCGAGACGUUGCGCCGGGAAGCAACUCCAAAGGAGGACGUCUCGGCGACUUUCCCGGAUCCAAGGGUUAAGGAGGCCUACUCGCACGUUCGAGGAGGUGCUGUCCCUGUCUUCACCUCAAAGACCAGGAUGGCAUCUCCUCGCGCCAGACCAUCUCGACCAGUGCAUUUCAGUCAUGUUCCGCCCGGAAGGGGGGCAAACCUGGCACCCUCUCCAGAGCGUGGCCCCCGUAAGCCGAUGUCGCCAGAGGAAGAGCGCAGGCGUAGCUUUUCCGACUACGCCGGUGCCGGUCCGCCCGACGAGCAGCCACCACAGACGCACUCUCGCUCAUCCGAGCACCUGCGUGCGCCCCGUCCCAUGCCUGCUCGUCGACACAGUCAACCGAGGCACUAUUCGUCCCCUAGCGACUCGGAAGGGCCACGGAGUCCAGCACGCCACAGCCCAAAGAGGCGGAACCAUACUCAUACUCGCUCGAGCUCGUCCAACGAGCCCACGAUAGUGCCAGUCCGGCGUGCCAACACGGCUCAAACACUUCCAAACAAGAUGCGCGCUGCCAGCCCCGCGGAGCCCGUCUCACCUGGAGGGAACUCUAAAGCUGAUAGCCAUGACGAGCGGCGUUCUCGCCGGCGCGAAGACCGCGCUGAAGAGCCACGCCGGACUGGAUUUUUGCCAUUCGGGAUUCAAGAAAAGAUGUCCUCGCUGUUACACGGCCAGCGUGGGUCCAAUGAAAACCUACGCAGUUCUGCACGCUCGCAUAAUCGACAUGGGCGCGAAACCCCGUCCGGGUCCAAGCUCAACCGAGCCUGGGUUCACGACGAAGAUUAUGACAGCUAUCCCGACUCUGACGACAGCCGUGAAAGGCAUCGAAGGCGGCGUAGGGAUAGGGAACGGGAGCGGGAGCGGGAGCGCGACAGAGACCGUGACAGAGCCGACCGGGAUCAUCACCGCGACAGGGAUCGCGACAGAGAUCGGGACAGAGAAAAGGGCAGGGACGAUGAUAGGGAGCGAAGGACUCCAAGAGACAGAGAUCGCGAUAGGGAUAGAGAACGGGACCGCGAAAGGGAUAGAGACAGGGAGAGGGAUCGUGAUCGCGAGCUCGAGCGAUAUGGAGACCGGGCGAGGUACACACACCGACCUGACGCGCAGCGGCGCACCAGCAGUCACGCUGAUGUGGACAGGUGGCGCGGAGUCGACCUGGAAGACUUCAACUUCCGCGAACAGCGGGAGGAGCAGCCCAGGGAACGUGAUAGGGACAGGGAUAGCCCAAGAGACAGGGACAGUCCACGGGAGGAACGGAGGCGCGUGGCGAGCCCGGCCGUACAGGUCACGGGGGUUGGCGGGCGGAAGUAUCCUGAUCCGCCUUGGUCGCCAUGAGGUCAUAUAAGUUUAUGAUUUGGUUUUAACGUUUUCUUCCUUUUUUAAUACUCCUCUACAAGAACCAGAAACAGGGGUUUGAGGCUGUAUGUUUGUUAUCAGGCACCUUAAUUAGACGCCAUAUUUUUUUUAGGAUGAAAGGAACCAAAUCAAACGGAAGGAUGAACGAGACGAUUGCAUUGG
Molecule: messenger RNA, 2447 nt
Organism: Pyricularia oryzae 70-15
Lineage: Eukaryota; Fungi; Ascomycota; Sordariomycetes; Magnaporthales; Pyriculariaceae
Exons: 3
Coding region: 381-2264 (627 amino acids)
Source: RefSeq, a predicted model, not a curated record